AUGAGCCAUCUUGACCUCUCCUCCGUCACAUCUCCAUUCCGCUCAAUCAUUCAUGCCACGCUGAACGCACACAUGCAUAACGAUGAGCAGCUUGGCCCGUCCGCGGAGGUACCUUCCCCGGACCCACAACCGCGCGGCACGCUUGCCGCGCUCUGGGGACAACCUGGCCAGCUGCAAUUCAGUAAAGAGAAAGAGAAGGCGCCGCAGCGCAAGCGGCGAAAGAAGGACGAUGUGCCACAGGGCCUCCUGGUCUUUGGCGCUGAUGGGAUGAGCGUCGCCACCCCACCACCCCCACCACCACCACCACCGGAGAACGGAGAGGAGAAGAAGGGCCGGAAGCGCAAGACGAAUGUGCCUGGAGAAGUGACUGCAGCCAAGCCCGGACGAAAGCGCGGACGACCUCCCAAGAACGUGCCGCUCGUUACCAGCGCACCUAGCCCCUCGCACACGCGCAUCGAGCUCUCCCCCGACUCUGUUCACGCCACCUCUGACUCCGACCCCGACCCAGACGUCAUCUUCACUGGCGGGACGCCUUCCGCAUCGCGGGUGCGCCAGCACAGGGGGACGGGGGAGGCUCACGACCCAGUCGAGGUGGACGACAUACCGCGCGCCGUGCCGCGCAGGAAGAACAUCGUGUUCUCUAGCGAUAAUAACCAGACACACGCGUUCUUUGGCCGACGUCCGCGCGACCUGUUGAUGACGUUCGAGGUGUCAGAGGUGGGAGGUGGGGCAGUGACACCUGCUACCGGGGCUGCCACCGCGCCUCCCAGCGGGAGUGCCACACCAAAAGCGACGAACGGUGCCUUGAAGAAGGCUCAGGUCCACGCCUUCUUCAGCAACGGAGGAAAGCCGACGCUGGGUACCCUCAAGGACGGUUGGGGCAACUGCCGUGAAGGUGACGAACCAGCCGCCCCGUUGCCUGGCGGCGAGUGGCCUAAUCACCUGGGUAUGGCUGAGGCUGGGCCAUCCGCGUUCACGACGGUCAGCCGACGAGAGCGCCCAACAGUUGUCGAAGAAGACACGUACGGCACAUUCUGGCAGGACGUCCUCACGAGAGCCCGAUCGCCUCGCACACCUUCCCCGACACCGUCUCCUAUGCCCAUAUCCGCACCACCCUUCAUCCUCGAGCACCCGGCGAUCGCGGCCGUCUUGUCCGACAACAGACCGGACGACGGACGAGAAACCUGGUGUGAGCGCACUCGGCCUCGCGAGGCUGGGGCCGUUCUCGGCAACGAGCUUGAGGCAGUGUACCUUCGUGACUGGCUCCAGGCGCUCUCGAUUGGCCAAGCUGAGUCGCGUAAGGUCAUACGCAGAGUGCCACGGCAGAAGAUCGUCAACCCCGACCUUUGCUGGAUCGUUGACGACAUCGGCCUCUUCGGUGAGCCUGCAGCCGAGGUUGCGGACGAGGAGCCUCCAGAACCAUAUGAGGAGCCGUUCCUUGGGCCAGGCCAGCGACCUAACUCGUACCCUCCCCUCGGUGCGUUCGUGGGCAACACCAUCGUCCUCACGGGACCGAGCGGUACCGGGAAGAGUGCCGCUGUCCAUGCUGUCGCAACUGAGCUCGGAUGGGAGGUGUUCGAGGUGUACCCUGGCAUUGGCAAGCGGACUGGCCCGCAAAUGGUGAACCUCGUCGGCGACGUAAGCAAAAACCACACCGUGGGAUCGCGUGACAAGAAGAAGUCUGUGGCCGCGGCCGCGAUGGCCAUGUUCUCCAAUGCCGCAGCAAAGCCGAAAAUCAACCAGCCGGCGCUGGGUAGCCAAGGGUCGGCGCACGACCCGAUCGAGCUCGAGGAGGACACGCCCUCGGCGUCAGAAUCAUCAGCCGAGACCUCUACUGUCAAAGCCAAGCAGUCGCUGAUCCUCAUCGACGAGGCCGAUAUCCUCUUCGACGAGGCGAGCACUUUCUGGCCCGCCGUCGUGUCUAUCAUCGCUGAGUCGCGCCGCCCUGUGGUCAUCACUUGUAAUGAUCUUGCCUCAGUGCCCACCGACAUCCUGCCCCUCCAGGCCAUCCUGCACUUCCGCGCCGCCCCUUCCUGCCUUGCCCAGCCGUAUCUCGCGAGUAUCGCGCAGAAGCAUGGUUUUUCCUGCGACGUUGCGCGCCUCUUCAAAGAUUGUUCACGGCCUUGUCUGCCUGACCUUGUUCAGCAACCACUUCCACCAAAUGGAAACGAACCAGAGGCGAGGUUCGAUCUUCGUGCCGCUCUGAUGCAGAUGCAACUUGAUCGGCAAUCUGCCUGUGAGCGGCGCCGCCACUGUGGCGUCCGCAACCACAGCCUCGGAGAUAUCGGGAGAUUGACUCGUCAGCUGGACGCCGAGUCGUACGCGGACGCCUUUGUGGCGCCACGACCCUGGGCUCUUCAGGAGAUCUCCGAGUGUGAUCGAUUUGUUCCCACAGCAGAUGAUCAGGACGGCGUUCGGCUUAUUUACAAGCCGGAUGUGCAGGACCUGCAUCCUGCGCUUGCGAUGUAUGACGCCGCGGCUGACGUGGCUGCGGCGCUCGUGGAGAGCGCUGGUGGCGGCCUGCACCGGAAUCUCCGUCAGCUGCACUACGACCAGACAUCGUACAUUCGUGGCCUGCUGCCUUUCCUCGAUCCCCUCAUUCCCCUGACUGCCCACCUCCUCCCCCACCCCUCGCUCUUCCUUGACGUCGUUCCCAUUGUGCGCUCGAUUGUCAUCGCUGACGACGCGUUUGAGAUGGCGGACCGCGCGGCCGUGGUGAACGGGGAGGCGCGUAUCAACCAGCGUACCGGGCGCGCCAUGCGCACUACCGUGUACGAGCGGUGGUUCAACCUGGGUCUUGAAGGUCGGACGGCGGCGGUGGAGUCCGGCCUGGUGUUGGCAGAUGGCUAG
Cutaneotrichosporon cavernicola is the source of this 2850-nucleotide messenger RNA. RefSeq lists its product as uncharacterized. The transcript has 7 exons. Bases 1 to 2850 code for a protein of 949 amino acids. Gene Ontology annotation, molecular function: ATP hydrolysis activity; ATP binding; DNA binding. Lineage: Eukaryota; Fungi; Basidiomycota; Tremellomycetes; Trichosporonales; Trichosporonaceae. The record is from RefSeq and is a predicted model, not a curated record. Gene Ontology annotation, cellular component: nucleus.